CAGAGCUAGUAUCCGGUCUCACCGAUAAGGUUUUGAUUGAUGCCAGAACCAGCAGGUCUGAAACAGGCGACAUCUAUAGGGUUGGUCUAAACAUCAGGCGACAUCUAUAGGGUUGGUUGAAACAUCGAAAUGAAAGGAUUUGUUGUGGUCAUUCUUCUGGUGAUACAGGCGGCGACACUCUCCGCUGCCCUGUUUGAUGCCUGCGACAGUCUCAGAUGUCUGAACAUGGGAUUCUGUACCGCAGGCGUGGGCGGCACCGUCAUCUGUGUCUGCCCGGUGGGGUUCACUGGUGUCCGAUGUGAGAUCAAGGUCGUUAAGAGACAAGAUGUUGAUCCGUGUCACCACUUUACCUGUUUGAAUGGCGGGUCCUGCUUCUCACCACUAGACUUCCCGUACUGCCACUGUCCUGUUGGAGUCUAUGGCGAGCAUUGUGAGCUGUCAAUAACGGCACACUAGCAGGACAAGUAGUUGUCCUUGAAGAUAUCGCGAAAGUAUAAAGGACGGAUUGAGUGCUUAAAUGAAGGAAAUACUUUUGUGAAAAAUUUGAAGAAAUUUAAUAAAAUAUAAAUGAUCUCAAA
Physella acuta is the source of this 578-nucleotide messenger RNA. Its product is annotated as lactadherin. Lineage: Eukaryota; Metazoa; Mollusca; Gastropoda; Physidae. The record is from RefSeq and is a predicted model, not a curated record.